Messenger RNA from Bacidia gigantensis, 1290 nucleotides. RefSeq lists its product as uncharacterized. The coding region runs from base 1 to 1290 and encodes 429 amino acids. Lineage: Eukaryota; Fungi; Ascomycota; Lecanoromycetes; Lecanorales; Ramalinaceae. The record is from RefSeq and is a predicted model, not a curated record. The transcript has a single exon.
AUGUCUCAACCAGAGAGUCGCAAUGUCUCCGCCGGUUUAUACUCCACCACCCUCUCCGAAGGCUUUGUUUAUGCUGUGCCGUACUUGAAAGUGAAUGAACCACUUAAAAAUGUCCCAAAAGGAACCUCACUUCAGCUUUUGAGGCGCGCAUUGUCCACCAAAUCUGACAUCUCGACCCUUUCAAGCUUCGCCGCGCGUACGCAACGGGCAGCAAUGGCCCAGAAACCAGGCUCAAGCGACCUGCGAAUCAUUGGCCUCGGGUCUUGCGGGUCAGUCUUUGAAGUGCCUGGAACGGAGCUUGCGUUCAAGAAAGGAACCAAUGCUGCAGGAAUCUGGCAGGAUUUCUGCCUGACAAAUGAAGUUCACAACGCGAAUAGGGACGUGCGAACAUUAAUGCAGCAGCUUUUCCCGGCAGCUACAAUACCGAAGACGCCUUUAUGCUACGAGUUUCACCUCGCCGACGAAGACGACUUUUGGCUUGGCGCGCCUGACAGUGUAGGCACAUCUGACCGUAAAGAACACUCGUCUGGCUAUUUGCACCGCUUUCCAGAGAGUCAUCGCACAAGACAGCCGCUUUUCACGGUGGAUCGAAUCCUGCCGCUGCCCCAACCCGUUAGAGAAGCCUUGAUCGAUGCUUUUUUUGACGAGGAAGUUCAGCACGAAGCCACGAGUGACCCAGAUAAUGAGGACUGCCUGGCACGAGUGUAUCUGGGAGAACGCGAAACACCCACAGAUGACUACGAUACGCUACGAAACUUCCCUUUAAAGCUAAACAUGAUCGAAGACAUCGACGUCGACAUCCCUGAGCUCGCAGUCGAGAUGGCAAUAGGUCUAGCGACAAUCCACUGGCAAGCCAAAGUCGAUGGUAUGGAUACAGAGUUCGUCCUCGGCAGCAGCGCCACAUGGGAUACCGACCGACCAAGAGGCUACAGCGACUCGUCCCAACCGCCGCACAAGGUGAAGUUUGUGGACUUCAAGCGUCGGGCGAUACAUCUUUGGAUGCUGGACUUCGACAAAGCAAGCAGGAUCAAACUGACCGAGCAAGAUGUCAAGACCAAGCUUGUGCCGGCGUUCUUGGGGAACGACCCCUACUACCCCAGACCAGAUGUGGACGAGGACUUAUGGAACGACUUCCGCGGCGCUUACCUGAAGGCCAGUCAUGCGAUACUACAGAACCAGAGGGUAGAGAAGAAGGUCCUUGCUUUACCAAAGCUUUUUGUGGAGGAAGUGCAAAGUGUGAUCAAAGAGAAUGAGGACUGGAACGAGGAAGACAACAUUGUCUUUGGCUGA